Lingula anatina is the source of this 831-nucleotide messenger RNA. Its product is annotated as chromatin remodeling protein domino. Gene Ontology annotation, biological process: chromatin remodeling. The record is from RefSeq and is a predicted model, not a curated record. Gene Ontology annotation, cellular component: Swr1 complex. NCBI's taxonomy places the organism in Eukaryota, Metazoa, Brachiopoda, Lingulata, Lingulida, Lingulidae. Gene Ontology annotation, molecular function: ATP binding; ATP hydrolysis activity; histone binding.
AUGUAUAACAAUCUGAAUAGGUUUCUCUCAGUCUUUCUGCAUAACUAUGUCCAAGUUUCUGACCAAACGCUGACCACGACCCCACUGCUGAAGCCCGGGCAGACCACUCCACUGAGCACAGUGCAGAUCAUCUCUCACCAGGGUCAGCAGAAGGCAGGUCCCACCAUACAGCAGAUCCAGCAGAUCAUUCAGCAGCACCAGCAGAAGGCUCCUUCAGCCCAGGGCCAGUCUAUCCAGCAGUCUGCCCCAACUAUCAUCACCCAGCUUGUCACCCAGUCCAUGGCACAGAUGAUUACCAAACCUACCACCGCCAUUGCUGCGUCGCCUGCCAGGCCGGGCACAGCUGUCACCAUAGCAAUGCCGGUUACCAUAACAACACCUAUGCAACAACAGACGGCAGGGCAGACCACGGUGACUGUGGUGGGCACCUCGGUCUCCAGCCUAGCCACGCCCACUGUGUCAUUAUCUCAUUCAGUAACCCACACGGCAGCGCCCCCUAACGUGACAAUUACUCAGGCGGCAGUGAUACCGUCAGCAGCAGCGGCCACGGUAACCCAGGUCUCCGCGGCAACUGCGGCCGGGGUAUCACGCCCAGCACAGACCCCGGUUAUUGUCAGCGAGCAGCAGGGCACGCAACAGAGUCCCGUAAAGCAGGUUCAAGUAACGGUGCCGCCAGCACAGACUAGUAAACCGGAGACGGUGAUCAGUGUGACGUCAGAGGCAGGAACGCCGGGACAGGCAACACAGCAGCAGCAGGGAGGGGACGCCGCUGCUCAGCAGUCUAAAACACCCUACGCUAUGAGGCUACGGAAUCCACCAAGAAAUACGUAA